Messenger RNA from Triticum turgidum subsp. durum (durum wheat), 276 nucleotides. Lineage: Eukaryota; Viridiplantae; Streptophyta; Magnoliopsida; Poales; Poaceae. The record is from the annotation of a GenBank genome assembly.
AUGGCGGUGCCGCUUCUGACGAGGAAGAUCGUGAAGAAGAGGGUCAAGCACUUCAAGAGGGCCCAUAGCGACCGCUACAUUGGCCUCAAGACCAGCUGGCGCAGGCCAAAGGGUAUUGAUUCCCGGGUGAGGAGAAAGUUCAAGGGAUGUACUUUGAUGCCCAACAUUGGCUAUGGUUCUGACAAGAAGACCAGGCAUUACCUGCCAAACAAGUUCAAGAAGUUUGUUGUCCACAAUGUCUCCGAGCUGGAGCUGCUUAUGAUGCACAACAGGUAA